Morus notabilis is the source of this 616-nucleotide messenger RNA. RefSeq lists its product as uncharacterized. The coding region runs from base 77 to 616 and encodes 179 amino acids. The record is from RefSeq and is a predicted model, not a curated record. NCBI's taxonomy places the organism in Eukaryota, Viridiplantae, Streptophyta, Magnoliopsida, Rosales, Moraceae. The transcript has 5 exons. Gene Ontology annotation, biological process: GPI anchor biosynthetic process. Gene Ontology annotation, cellular component: mannosyltransferase complex; endoplasmic reticulum membrane. Gene Ontology annotation, molecular function: GPI mannosyltransferase activity; alpha-1,6-mannosyltransferase activity.
CCAAAUCUACCGAGAGUAUGGGGGAUUUUGGAUUUUGAUCUUUUUCUGCAAUUUUCAAUCGAGUUUCUUCAUUUUCAUGUUCUGCAUUUUUGGCCUGCAACCUCUCAGGAAGUUGGUUCCAGUUAUAGGGCAAAGAGCUGUUUUGGGACUAUCCGGUUAUGUGAUCAACAACAUUGCCUUUGUCUUUGCAGCGGUUUACUUUUAUCAAUAUUCGGAGAGUUUGUAUGCUCUAUUUUCAAUUGGAGGAUUGUAUCACUUGAUAUCUGGGAGAAAUAAUAUUGUCAUUCUUUGGUUUGCUCUUUCUGGAUUUGCAAGGUACAAUGGAGUGAUCAAUGCAGGUUACAUCUGUUUCCAAACUAUGCAUCGGACAUAUAAUGUUGUACUUAGAAAGAGUACUUUUCCUCCCCCGUCUGAGUUUUCUUUUUCUGCUUCAGCCAUUCUUCAGCCUAGAUUCUUCAGCCUUCUUGCCGGCCGAGCUCUUCCGUUCUUCUCGCCGGAUUCGUUUUCUCCGGUUUCCUUCUCGCCUAACUUGCGCCGUUGGGGCUCCUCCGGUUUCCUCCGUUCUUCCCGUUCUCGUCUCAGCCUCUUCUCACCAAGGUAUGGCUCCUCUCACUGA